Messenger RNA from Punica granatum (pomegranate), 1629 nucleotides. NCBI's taxonomy places the organism in Eukaryota, Viridiplantae, Streptophyta, Magnoliopsida, Myrtales, Lythraceae. The record is from RefSeq and is a predicted model, not a curated record.
UAUUUAUUAUUGCCCCCAAAUUUUGCGUUCUAGUCCAAAAUACCCCGUGGCCUCCAUGCCCCCGACCGAACUGCAGAUCGACCGGCACCGAGCAAUCUCAACCUCUGGAGCUUGGCGGGACGGCCAUGGGGAACGCUCAGUCUCCUCCCGCGGAUCCUCGCUUCACUUCCGCCUCCAGAGCUUUUACUCGGAAAGAGCUGGAAGACCUCCGAUCGCUGUUCGUAUCUCUAGCUUUACAAUCUCAGAGCGGAGGUGAAUGCAUCAGUCUCCCCGUCUUCCAGACAUACUUUCAACUCCACGGCCCUCUAAGCGAAAGGCUGUUUGAUUUGAUCAAGCAGAAGCGGGAAGAUCAGAAGCUCACUUUCGAGGACCUUGUCAUUGCUAAAGCCACUUAUGAGAAGGGCACGGCAGAGGAAAUUGAAGAGUUCGUUUAUCAGUUUCUAGAUGUGAAUGGUGAUGGCGUUCUUGGGAGGUCUGACCUGAGCUCCGUUUUGAUCACAAUCUUUAAAAAUAUAUUUGAUAACGAUUUAUCGGAAGAUCAUGCUGCUUCAGAACAAAAUACAGUGCGGAUAUUUCUUGACAGUGCAAACUUUUCAAUAAAUAUUGAAGGACAUGAUGAAAAGAGUAUGUCUUUAGCGGACUUGAGGAGUUGGUUUGCAGUACUACCCUCAGUGAGGAAGUUCCUUGGGAGCUUAUUGAUGCCGCCUGAUCCAGGAAGACCAGGCUCUCAGGUACCUCGCCUGUCACAUGGAGAUAAUGUUGAUAGCAGCAUGAUCUUAUUGAAGAAAGAAUAUGCUUGGCAUAUUGGGGGAGCACUUGCUGAGGAAGAGCUUGAAGAAUGGAAGCUUUUGUACCAUAGUUCUUACAAUGGACUAAGUUUCAGCACAUUUUUGGGUAACAUAACUAAUAAUCACGGUAGAACAGUAUUGAUCAUUAAGGAUAAAGAAGGUCACAUAUAUGGAGGUUAUGCCUCUCAGCCAUGGGAGAGGCACAGUGAUUUCUAUGGAGAUAUGAAAUCCUUUCUUUUCCAGCUAUAUCCAAAAGCAUCCAUAUACAGGCCUACUGGAGCAAAUAGGAACCUACAAUGGUGUGCUGUGAACUUCAGUUCAGAGGACAUUCCAAAUGGCAUUGGGUACGGUGGAAGAGUGAACCACUUUGGGCUCUUCAUCUCAGCAAGCUUCGACCAAGGGCAGACCUUUGAGUGCACCACCUUUGGCAGCCCUUGCCUUUCCACGACCAAUCGGAUUUCACCGCAGGUGAUAGAGUGCUGGGAAGUCGUUCAGAGUACCAAGCAAGAAAAGCGAGAUGGUGUAAGAGGUACUGUAUUGGAGAGGUUCAAGGAGGAUAGGCAUAUGCUCAACAUGGUGGGGCUUGCAAAUUCCAGCGAGUGAUCCUGAACAUGCCGAUAAGCUCCACAGAAUCAGUCUUUCCCUUGUAUUUUCUUUUACUGCUGCAUAUACAUAGCGCACGAGUUUGCUCUAGGUUUGAACACGUUCAGAUCUAGUUUGCCCACAUUUUUUCGUAUCCCUUGCUGCAGAGUAGAGUCGAGUGUGUGUUUGUCCAGUUUUACGUGGUUCCCGACUUUUGCAGCACAUAAAUGCACAGCCUCAAUAAUUUGAAGCAACAGUA